Messenger RNA from Diachasma alloeum, 2918 nucleotides. Its product is annotated as transcription factor Sp1. The record is from RefSeq and is a predicted model, not a curated record. The coding region runs from base 571 to 2283 and encodes 570 amino acids. Lineage: Eukaryota; Metazoa; Arthropoda; Insecta; Hymenoptera; Braconidae. The transcript has 3 exons. Gene Ontology annotation, molecular function: RNA polymerase II cis-regulatory region sequence-specific DNA binding; DNA-binding transcription factor activity. Gene Ontology annotation, biological process: regulation of transcription by RNA polymerase II.
AAUCGAAGGCCCGUUUUGUGGCGCGUCGGUUAGAGGCCUCCCGUUGGCUGUUGCGCUCCCAUAGAAAUGAGAAAGUCGGCUUGAAGGGAAUCGAGAACACGAGUGCGUCGACACGUUUAGUGCCCAGUGCCAAGCUGCGUGUUGAGCCCACCUCAGACACGUGAACCGAAAAAAAAUAGAUAAAUUCCCAUAUUUUUCUACACACCGAGGGAGCGAUCGCCGCACUCGGCAUUCCGAUUGCCCGGAGCCCCCGCAAAAAAUGCUCCACCCCCGAAUUCCCUCGUGAAAACGUCAAAUCGCCGAAAAUCGGACAAACCGUCGAGGCCGAAUGAACUAGUUAAAAAAAAAGAAAAACGAAAUAAAACUCAGCCUGCGAGUUCAGUCGGGUUUUAUUCCACCUUGUGAGUACGUGUAGGUAUAUGCCGUCAUUCCCGUGCGGUUCACGAGUGAAACAACACAGUGUCGUUGCAGCUACUGCAGUGAGAACGUCAAAGUGUUUCAAGUUGAUUAAUAACUUCAGUCCAAAACUAUUGAUGCAACACCACGGGAAUUUAAAAUAAAAGUGAAAAAAUGAAUUUCACGCCUUUCCAAGGGUUCGCCACAGGUACCCUGCCGACAGGAACGGUGCAUCAAUUUGCAACAGCAAAAUUUGCCCAGAAUUUAACAACUGGCGGUCAAGUUGUUGGUGUACUUUCUGGUGGUGAAGGUGGUGUACAUUAUUUAAGGCCAGUCGAUCCUAAUGGAUUUGCAGUGGCUACCCAGGGGGGUAACAAUCAGCAGCAACAAAUCAUAACAUUACCAAUAACAGUGCCUGGCAAAGAUGGUACACAGCAGCAGCAAACCGUCCAAAUACAAGUGGUUAAUCCAGCUGUGUCACAGGGGGGCAACAGUGGAGAUCAGCCCAAGUAUCAUCUAGCACCAAUUUCACUGGGGCAAUUUCCACAGGGUGCUGCGACUGUUUUGACGGUUGCUUACAGCCAACAGGGAGCUGAUGGGGUGCAGAUACAGGUGCAACCACAGAAUACUGUUGCCACUACACAAACAUCCGAGCAAACAACGCAAAGUACAUCAACAGCAGUGACCAGCACAGCUCAACAGACAAUACCUCAAACAGUUCAGCUCCCCGGUGCCCCGGAGGGUCUCACAGUGGUCGCCCAAAUCCCUCAGGAUCUAAUUCUGCGCGAGGGAAUGGAGGACUCAAAGGAGGACAUAAAGGAAGGCACAACCCCGGUGGCCCUGAUAAAGCGAGGAAGCGUGAAGAACCAGGCGAAUCAAAGUGGCGAGGAGUUCAUAACCUCGAUGCCAGCAACCUGGCAGAGUCUGGCAGCCCCAGGCUCCACAGUGGCCGACUACCUAGCCCGAAUUCCCGCCAACACACUUCCCCUCUCCCUCCACCACUUCCUGAAAUUCUCAGCGGAAACAAUAAAACGUGAAUCAACGAUAGAGUCCAGCCCCCUGGGGGCUGACGGUAUAGACGCCUCUGGUAGUACAGCAUCGGGUGAUCAGACAGUUCAGAUAACAGUUGGCAGUGGUGAAACCGAGAUUAUUCCAGACGUCACUGAGGAGCACGAGCCUGGAACAAAGCCCAAGAGGAAAAAGAAGUACAAGAAGAAGCCCCCGAAGCCCAAGAAGCCAAAGCCAGGUCAGGUGUCGAUAGUGACAGCCCUCGAUGGGACAACUCUCUUCUGCUGUCCCCAGUGCAACAUGGCGUAUCCUGAGAAGGAGCUGCUGGAGCAGCACCUCAUUGGCCACAAGAUUGAGCGCCGAUUUAUCUGCGACAUUUGUGGCGCUGGAUUGAAGCGGAAGGAGCACUUGGAGAGACACAAGUUGGGGCACAAUCCAGACAGGCCGUUCAUAUGCUCAGUCUGCAUGAAGGGUUUCAAGAGAAAAGAGCAUCUGAAUCUGCACUUUGUCAUUCACUCGGGACAGAAGACAGAGGUGUGCACAGAGUGUGGUAAAGCCUUCUAUCGUAAGGAUCAUCUGCGAAAGCAUGCGAGAUCACAUCUGGCAAAGCGCGCCAAGGAGGAUCCACUGGGGUCUGUUGACUCGCAGAAUCAGGGACAGCAGACCGACUCUCAGGGACAGGGACAGACUGGCGAGAUGCAGAAUUCGGUUUCUGAGCUCCAGCAGAUUCAGAUACAAGUGGGACAGGGCUCGCAGGCGCAGAUACAUCAGAUUGCAGUUACCGAACAGUCAACAGUUGUACUUCCAACAGCCGCUGAAACUGGUGCAAUGGCUAUGCUUCAUCAACAACAACAACAACAACAACAACAACAACAUUAGCGGCAAUCGACCGUUCCAGGUACAGCUGGACGGUACUUUCGGUUUAAUCGUCAACGGGCCAAGGGGAGAGCUGCGUAGGUCUAUUGUUACAUCGAUAUUGACUUGGAACGCGGGCAUGUGUGCGGGGAGAGAGAGGAUGGGUGGGCCUAUUUCAUAUUUCUGGAAAUAUGGGGGCAGUCAGGAUGGACAACGUCUUGAAUUCGUUUCAAAAUUAGCUUUAAUUGUUCUACUGGCUGGAAAACAUUCAGAUUUUUUUUAUUCAUCCGUUAUUUUUUUUAUUAUUGAAUUUGAUUAGUGGCAAUUCGUUUUUGAGGAGCACAUUUUUUUAUUCAUUGUGGGAGUUGGAUUUUGAAUUGUAAAGUGACUAAUGCUUGGGGACAAUCGUCGUCUGGGAGUAAUUGAUAUUAAUUUGUUGGUGAAUUUAUAUGGCUAUUGUAGGAUCCAUUCUUUAGUUAUGUGAUGGAUAAUUUUUGGGAAUUAACAAAAUGGACUUUUCUUAAUCAUUAAUUCAUAAAAAAUAAACGGAUUGGUCAAAAAUGAUGUAAAAAUGAUUUUAACAUAUGUAAUAAAUACAAUUUUUCCUGAUUCCACUCAAUAAAAAAUACAUCUAAUUUUUUUUAUUAAUCCGUUAAUUG